Messenger RNA from Pelagomonas calceolata, 1296 nucleotides. The record is from the annotation of a GenBank genome assembly. NCBI's taxonomy places the organism in Eukaryota, Pelagophyceae, Pelagomonadales, Pelagomonadaceae.
AGCUAAUUCUGCCGUGAACCGCGCGAGCGGGCUAUAUCACAGCAUAGGUCAACCAGGCUCCGCACAGAUCGCUCUGUACCUUUUGCCAGCAAUGCGCGCACCAUCCAUGCGAUCCCUCGCGCUCACACUGAUUGCCCUGCUAUGCCAGCUGCAGCACGCCGCGGCUGUCGACGGCGAGCAGGCGGACCGCUGCAGAACGCUCAGGAGUGUGAAAGCAGUCGACGAGUUGUUCGGCGGACGCGUGGGCGUCCGCGUCCUCGCCCUGGUGCCCGAUGAGGGCAAGGCGGCGGCCGCAUUUCGAGCCGUGGCGGCAUCCUUCAAAUAUCCGGCCGAGUUCUACUUGGUAGACGGGCCGGACCUCGUGGGCCGGGCCGUCGACCAGGCGGAGCGAUUACGGUUGUACGCCGCCGCCGAGGCGAAGGCGCACGGCAAUGCCGUGCUGCUCCUCAAGCCCUACGACGAGUUGGUCGACGUCACUACGUUUACAACAUCAAAAAAAGGGCGAAAGAAGCUGAGUCGGUGGGUCGAGGAUACCAUGCUGCCGUUAGUUGUGCCCUAUCUCCCUGAUUAUGUGGACAUGAUCUUCGGCGGCCCGCUGAAAAUGCACGCCAUCCUGGCCGUCGACCCGGCGGACCCGCCGGCGCCGCCGGUCCGCGACGCCUUCUACCACGCGGCGCAGCGGCAUCGGGGCAAGGUCAUGCACAUCGUCAUGUUCAAGGCACCCGACUGUGUGGAAAUCAACCAGUGAGUUAGGUUAUACGCCAUCGUGCUGCCGCAGUUACGGGGACAACGUCGCGUCGAUGGCGUAGAAUCUCCACACCAUUGAGCAGACGCAGUCACAAGGACAACGUCGCGUGGGGCGCCUGAAAUUUGAUUUCCACACAGGCGCCCGCCGACGCCGACGACGAGUACGGCGCGGCGCUCAGGGACACGCUCGCGUUCCUCAAGGUGACCGAAUUUCCUUCCUACUUGAUCUCGGACAUGACCGAGGUUGACGACGAGCACCCGGGCGGGGCGCAGACGCAUUUCCGGGGCGACCUCGAGGACAAGGACGCAGUCCUCGCCUUUCAAAAACCAUUCGCGGCGAAGGCAUUAGCGCGGCGCGACGGCCUCGACGUGAAGUACGCGGAGAUCCUGCGGGACCCGAAGUUCCAGGCGCUGCUCAGCGACGAGCGGAUGGCGUCGCUCAUCUCGGUGAUGGGUGUCCCCAAGGGCCUCGUCGACCAGGCGCGCUUGGCCGACGAGCUCUAGUUUGUAAUUCUUUGUGCUGUGUUACAAUCUUACAAAACCCCGUCG